UUGAAAAAAUUCUAUAAGUUGAGAACAUUUCAAAAGAGCAUAAAAAAGACUUGGAAUUUUAUAUCUAUUUUUUGUCAACAGGCAUUAACAAACGAAAAGACUUGGAAUUGAUAAUAAAAUAUGUAAGCUUCUUAGGCAGUUUGCCUCUCUUUUUCGUAUCAAUUUUUUUAUAAAACACACCGCCAAUCCAAUCCUAUCUAUCUAUAUAUAUAUACGCACAGAUAUUCAACGAGAUUAAGACUUCUCUUAUUAAGAUCACAGAGCUUAUUGCAGAGUCAAAAUGAAGAGGAAAAGAGAGUUGGAAACUAAAACAGAAGUAAAAUCUAUCAUUGAAGAGCUUUCUUUACUCAUCAAACUUAUUCGUCGUACUAGAAGAAAUAACGACGACAACAACCACGACAACAACAAGAAGGCUCAGCCUCCUGCAGCAGCAACUGUUGCUGCAGCUGCCGCGACGACUGCUGCUGCUGCUGCUGCUGCUGCUGCUGUUGGUGCAGAAAUUAGUGAUGAUCAACAAAAAUUGGUAGUUUCAAACAUACCCACAAGGCCUUUUCUCUCAAUAUGCUCUUUCCUCAUUCAAGUUCUUGGUAAUUAUUUUCUCUCAACCAUCAAAAUGAACUUUACUAUUGAAUUUGCUUUUGUUUGCAGUUGCUUUCAACUUUUAGCUAGUUACCUGCUCGUCAAUAUCAGACUUGUGGAUACCUCAUAUAAGAUAGGUCCUACCAUGGCUGUAUUGAGACAAGACAUUUACAAGAACAUUCAGAGAUUGGAGAUGCUUUGCGAUUCUGAUCCGACAAAGUAUUCAAAUUUGGUUGAGAUAUUAAAGAAAGAAGCAGUUGAACGAAAUGCCAAAAAGGGUGAAAGCUGUAGCAAAGCAUUGGUUUGGCUUACCAGGUCCUUGGACUUCACAGCAGCCUUGCUUCAAAAAUUAGCCGAUGAACCAAAGGAAAGCAUGGAGUUGAUUGUGGGCAACUCUUACGAGACUACUUUGAAACCUUGGCAUGGAUGGAUCUCAGCAACUGCUUACAAAGAAUCAUAUUGUCAUCAGGAUCUCUCAACACCUUAUCAAUCAUAUUAUCCUCACCAUUUAGGAUAAAAGGAAGAACUCCCUCAUGGAAAACUACAUCUAUGUUCACAAAGAUCUUUUUGUGUUUAGGUAUUCUACUUCCACUUACAUAACACAAGCUUCGUAUCACUCUUUCGUGAUCAUAUCUUGGAUUUUUCUUCAGUAACUACUCAUCUCAAAACAACAAUGAGAAGCAAAUUAUUAAGAUGAGUUGUAGAGAGAAUGCACUUAUCCCUCAAAUAACUUGGCAAACUUGCAUGGAUUUCUAAAGAUUUUGUAGUCUCCAAUAAGAACAUGUACUUCCUUUCCACCUUGCUAUUGUGUUUUACCUCUCCACCCACACCUCUUUGGUGAAAGAAUUUCCCUUUUUCAAAGAGAAUCUUUGUACAGUUAAUUUGCUCAAUUUCAGUUUCAUUGUCUAACAGUUUUCACUGUAUGGUGAAAAUGAUUUUCAACACGAGCAAGGAAAUUGCUCAUAAUUUCCUUCACGUGCUCUUCUUUUUUACAGCAAUAUGUCCAUGUAACUUUAAUUUUAUCAUCAACAAUAAUUAGGAAAUAACUAGCUCCCUUUAUUACCUUGACCAUGUAAGGCCCUCAUAGAUCAAUAUUAAUUAAAUUAAAUACGUUUUAGCAAUACUUUUACUUGGUAUAAAAGGCAAUCACUAAUCUUUGGCAAAAGAAAAAGUAUAAUAAAAAUAGUAUUCCAAGUGUUUAUAGUUGCAAAUACCAACAAUUCAACAUGUUGCAUUUUGGACAAAGAUAUGCGACCUAGUCUAGCAUGAACUAUUUCUAGAUUCACAUUAUUCUUAGUCUUCUUCUCUUCUCCUACUCCAUUUUCUAUAAUAUAGAUUUUCUUCUCAAUCGUCACUUUCCUCUCCAUCAUCACUUUAUUCCUCUCCAUCAUCACUUCAUUCUUCUCUCCUUGAUUCAGUUUAUGCAGGUCAUCCUCAUUCUUCCCAUGUAUCAAGUUCUCUUUAUUGAUAUGGUCUUGUAAUAAACAUACCCAUGUUCAUAACAAUAAAUUUUAUCAUGCUUCUUUGCAUGAUCAAUUUACUUACAGACAAAAUAUUAUUCCUGAAAUCAAAUAACACAUUUCAAAAAGUGAGCGUGUCUAUCAGUUCGCAUACCUACUUCCACCAUUUUCAAAUCGCAAUCCCAAUCGAAUAUAUUUUCUAAGUAAUCUUAUGUUUGCAUGCAAAUUUUUGUUGCCAGUCAUGUGAUUACUAGCCCUAGAGUCAACUAUACAAGCAUUUACAUCAUUCUGAAGACAAAUUAUAGCAUUUGAGGAUAAUAUUGUACGUGCAAAGUUGUUGUAACUCUACUUCUCUCCCAUUGAAUUCAUUACUUCUUGCAUUAUAACAAAUAUCAAGGCACUGUCUGGUUUUCCUCUACUUGUUUCUCCUCUUUCCAUACCCAUAUCCAGAGUUGUAUCCUCUUCUUGAAUGUUGUGAUUUUUCCAACAUUAGCUGCUUGCUUCAUAUUGCUUGUCCUUUUAUUUCUGUAAGUUUUUGAACCAUAGAGGUGCACCAACACAAGCUUGAAACAUUCCUUUUUAUAUGACCUUACACACCAUAGUGUCCACAUCGCUUAGUUGCCUUCUUCAUCUUUCUCCUUUUAUAAUCAUUCUUGUUAAAGUUUUGCAAAGCUCCAACGUUUCUUUCCUUCCCAACAACGAGUUGUACUUCUGACUUUAAGCCUUGUUCACUGGUACCAAAAGCUUCAUAGACAAGAAAUUUAUCUUCAUCUAGUUAUAUACAAUUUAAACCCAUGUGAAACUUCAUCAACUUGUUUGAUGCCUUCAUUUUCAUCACUUUCUUUAGAAUAUUGUAGCUGCAUUAUUCAUGGAUGCCUUUAGGACGUGUGAUCUCGUCCGUGAAAGUCUUUAACUUACAAUUGUAUUCCCUAGCAAUUUUAUAACAUUGCACCUCAUUCAAUAAACUAUUGAGUUGGUAGAGUUGUGGUGCAUUGGUUUGUACAUAUCUUUCAACAAUAUUUUUCUGAAUAUGCUUAGAAGAUUCAACAAGCACCAAACUCCCAAGAAUAUCUUGUGUCAUUGUUGCCAAAAUCGAAAUUUUGACCAUAUAAUCUGCUCUCACCCAUAUGUAGAGAUCUUCUGACUUCUCACUUGGCUUCUUGCAGUUCUCAUAUAAAAACCAAUCUUGUUCUUUACUCCCAAUGGAGGCUUCACAUUCCUACUCCAAUUAGCAAAGUUUUCGGAAUAUGAAAAGUCCAGAGUCCAAUCCAGUCGAAAUUUGUCGGACUGGACUAGAAUUUAAAAUGUUUGGACUAGAAUUACACUCAAAUUUUGAAUCAAAAUAUUUUUGAACUAAAUUUAGCAUCACUACUUUAGUGUCCAAUAAGUCCAUUCCAAUCCAAAAAACUAUUAGCAUAUAAUGUAUAUUCAAAAAAAUUCUUAAUUUUAGUUGAAAUUUUGGACUUGUUAACAUACUCUCUCUAAACUCUUUUACCUGGCGCCACAGUAUUAACUUCCCUUCCAAAAGUCAAAGUGAUAACUGAAAAGUGAAGAGGCAAAAGUUACUUUAGCAUUUUUGGUACCUUUUUUAGUUUGCAAUUUGCGUUUUAUAAGACUUUAAAUAUGUAUGUAGCUUACGUUCUGGAAUAGAUGUAAUGUGCCUAAUAUUUCAAAUUUCAAUGAUCAAUCAUGAGAAAAUAUUGUGAGCAUAAAUAAGAAAAAAAAUAUUAUGUAAUAAUCAAACUGGACUAAACUAGAUUCGGAUUCAAGAAAAAAGUUUUAGAUUGGAAUGGACUAGACUCAAUUUCUCAAGUCCAAAAAACUUUGGACUGGAUUUAGAUUUGGCAAAGUCCAAUCCACUUACACCCCUACACAGAACACAAUGGUUUCCAAGGAUGAUGUUGGGUUCUCACUAACAACCACAAACAGUAGAUCCUAAUAAGGAUUCAACAUAUUUACCUGCCAUCUAAAAUAACAAAGGUUUCUUUUUUUCUCAACCUUAAAGUUUGUCAGUUUAGUUCAGAAUAAAUUGUGUUAUGAUACCAUAAAGAAAACAAAGGCUAAAACUUUGUGUUUUGGUCUACAUGUUUUGAAAUGCCACUAUAGUUUUCUAUAUUUCAAACAUGUGUUUAUUACAAAAACGACUGUGAGCUAUAUAUUACAGUAUAUAUAAACCUAGGAAAUAAAAUCCAGAACCAAACAGUCGAAAAGAAGAAGGAAAAUUCUACAAAUAAGCAAGAAAAUUUUCCUAGGAUCCCACAUUUAAUCUGCACAACAUAAGAAAACCUAAAAAACCACCCAUUUAUGUCAUGCACAUCUAUAUUAUACACAAGCAUAUGUACAAAGUAAGAUAAAUCACACAACUUCAGAGUUCCACUAUAAUCUAGUCCAUUGGGUUUCAUUUUAGGUUACCCUUUUGCUUUUUCAAUGUCAAAGUUCAUUAGCUUUGAUUUUAUUGUAUUUAAAUGCUAAUAUUUAACUGUAGACAUUAUUAUGUGGGAUCUUGUUAGAUUUAUUCCAAUACUUAGAUCUAAAUAAUCAAAUUUUAUAAAUUUAUGCAUAAUUGGAGAUAUAUUAAAGGUUAAAUAGACGUCUUGGAAACCAUGAAAAAGUAAAUGAGUAAAUUAAGAAGAAUGCAAGGAGUAUUUGAUUAGUCACUAUCAAAUGAUCAGCCUUUUUCAUGCAAGAAAGCUUAUUAAUCUAGAAUGACGUAUGAAUAUGAUU
Messenger RNA from Beta vulgaris subsp. vulgaris (sugar beet), 4763 nucleotides. Its product is annotated as glycolipid transfer protein 3. Bases 281 to 1096 code for a protein of 271 amino acids. The record is from RefSeq and is a predicted model, not a curated record. Gene Ontology annotation, biological process: intermembrane lipid transfer; ceramide transport. Gene Ontology annotation, cellular component: cytosol; cytoplasm; membrane. Gene Ontology annotation, molecular function: ceramide 1-phosphate transfer activity; ceramide 1-phosphate binding. The transcript is spliced from 6 exons. NCBI's taxonomy places the organism in Eukaryota, Viridiplantae, Streptophyta, Magnoliopsida, Caryophyllales, Amaranthaceae.